This is a messenger RNA of Fusarium coffeatum, 2148 nucleotides long. RefSeq lists its product as uncharacterized. The record is from RefSeq and is a predicted model, not a curated record. Lineage: Eukaryota; Fungi; Ascomycota; Sordariomycetes; Hypocreales; Nectriaceae. Bases 1 to 2148 code for a protein of 715 amino acids. The transcript has a single exon.
AUGGCCAACUACGACCCGUAUGAUCGGGAUUACUCUCGCCGCUAUGUGCGGGAGGAUCGUCGAGAAGAGCCCCGUUACCUUGAUCCGCGAGAUUCUUUUAGCACCAAGUCCCAUCGCGAAAUUGUUCCUCGCGGGCGCGAGGAUAGUGAUCUGUCGAUAGAGGAGGUUCGACGGGAAUUCCCCCCGCCCGGCACCCGCGAUAUCCGUCGUGCUAGAUCCGCCGGACCAAAUUACUACGAAGAAGAAUACGAGUAUCGUCGAGGUUAUGACCCUCGCGACCGCGACCGCGACUAUGAUCGCCGUUCUCACCGAGGACACUCUAGCCCCUACUACGAAGAUGAAGAGCGCAAGCCCAAGUCCAAGGGAAUGUCAAAGAACGAGAAGAUCAUUGCAGCCGUUGCUGGUGCCGCCCUUUUGGCCGGUGGUAAGGAGCUGUACGAUCGUCGUGAAGCCAAAGAGGAGCGCACCGAAGUCCAACGCAACCCUCUCUCAACCGCAGCUUUAGCUGGAGUUGGUGCUCUAGCUGCUUACCAGGGUGCUCAAUUCUACAACAAGCAGCAGGCCAAGAAGGAUCAAAAGGCCAAUAUGAUUCUUCAACGAGGCCGUGACGGUUACUACAGCGAUUAUUACUCGGAUGAAGAUGAAGGCCCAAAAGAGAAGAAGGGUCAUAAAAACUUCCUUGAGAGUGCCAUUGCAGCUACUGGUCUUAGCGCUGCUGUCAAGAGUCUUACCGGUGGCGGCUCUGACGACACCAGGAGCCGCCGCGGAGGCAGCCCCUCCAGUGAGCGGUCACGCUCACACGCUGGCGCCAACAGCGGUGCGAACAAGGUCCAGAAGGCUGCUAUGGCGUCUCUUCUCGCUGGUGCCACAGAGGCCUUCCGCGUUGCCAAGGAGCCUGGUGGCUGGAAGGGCGAGAAGACCAAACGCAUCCUUACCGCUGCUGCUGGUGCCGCUGCUGUCGAUACAGCAACUGACGACAAAGGCGGAAAGCGGGGUCUCGCAGAAGCUGUCAUCGGCGGCUUGGUCGGCAACCGUUUGAUCAACGGCUCAAGGAACGACAUCGAAGAGGACCGCAAGACUGGUCGUAGCCGCUCCCGCUCGCGCGCUCGAUCCAAAUCCCAGGGUGGAGGCUCUGGCGGAGCAAGUGGUCUCGCUGCUCUGGCGACGGCUGGUCUGGGUGCCCUCGGCGCGAAGAAGGUUUUGGAUCGGUCAAGAUCACGAUCCAGGAGCCGCAGUGUAAGAGGAAGGGGAAGAAGCACCUCAUACAGUCCUUCCCCGGACCGACGUCGUCAGCGCAGCCGAAGCCGCAGCGUUGUCGACAAGGCUCGCAAUGGCCUGGCUAAGCUUGGUCUUGGGGCUGGAGCUGGUACAGCUGCUGCGGAUGAUUACCAGCGACGCCGCGAUCAAGAUGACUUUAGCGAACGUGGUGCCAGUCGCUCCCGCCGAUACUCGGAUGAUAUGUACGAUGACCGACGAUAUGGCAACAACCGAGACUAUUACGAGGACGACCGGUCCUACCGUGAGAAGCCCAGGGAAAGACGACGAGGAGGACGUUCUGAAUACUCCUCUUCAUCAUCGGAUAUCGGAGAUUCUGACGAAGACGAGCAGCGAGCAAAGAAAAUGAGAGGUAAGCAAAUUGUCACCACAGGCUUAGCAGCCGUGGCCACCAUUCAUGCAGCGCACGAGGUCUAUUCUAGUAUGGAAAAACGGAAUGCCAGACACAAGGCCGUCAAAGAGGGACGACUGAGCGAAAUUGAUGCCAAGAAACUCAAGACCAAAGCGAUUAUGCAAGACGCCGCAUCAGUGGGUAUUGCUGCUAUGGGUAUCAAGGGAGCUCUGUCUGAGAUGAAGGAAGCCAAGGACUUGACAAAAGAGUGCAAGCAGUUCAACCAAGAGAAAGCUCGUCGUCAUGAGAAACGAAUGCAACGACGUAUGAGACAACAAUCAACGGACGAUGGCCGGAGAAGAGCCGACAGCUGGGCUCCUUCGUCUCGGAGGGUUGACGGGUACGACUCGGAUAUCGAGUAUGAAUACUUUGACCCCCGAGAUUACGGAGGCAAACCCUACAGAGGCAACACUUUCCCUGCAGAACCAUAUGGGACGGACACAUACAGGAGGAAUCCCAAUGGGUUGCCGUCUCCCUAUUGA